UCAGCUGUUCAUCACAACAACAACGCUCAAGCCGCUCCGCAGCAGCAACAACAAGAAGAUUGUAAUCAAGUUAACAGUUAUUAGGGGGCUACCUGGCGCCCGUUCGCCAAAAACUCCCCGCAGUUCCAAUGCGCCCAACGAGCGGUAAGCAGCAGCAGCAGCAGCAGUAGCAGCGGCGGUCCAAGGCAACAAGAACAAUAGAAGAAAGAGAGAAGAGAAGGUCGCCCACAACCCAAUGUGGCGAAUGCGGAGAGAGCGAACUUCGAGAGAGCCAGCUAAUUGAUUCCCAGAGGCAGCCACUACUGAUAUAAUCGAUCUUGAAAAGAACACACAAGAGCGUGCACGUUAGAUCCGCGAUCGGAGUCGUCGUCGUCGUCGUCGUCGUUGCCUUAGAACCGGAUUAACUAGCAUUUCCCGCGGAACCUUCAUCCAUUGCGAAGCCAUGGCUAUCAACGUAAAGGCCCUGCUGGGCAUGCUGUUCGUGUUCAUCGGCUGCUGCAGUAACGUGGUGUUCCUCGAACUAAUCAUCCAAAUCGAUCCCGGUGCAGGCAACCUGAUCACCUUCGCCCAAUUCCUGUUCAUUGCCCUGGAGGGUCUCGUCUUCACCUCCAAGUUCUUUACAGUGCGUCCAAAGAUCGCCCUGAAGGACUAUGUGAUUUUGGUGGCUUUGUUUUUCGGUGCAAAUGUCUGCAAUAAUUACGCCUUCAACUUUAACAUUCCGAUGCCGCUGCACAUGAUCUUCCGCAGCGGUUCGCUGAUGGCCAACAUGAUCAUGGGCAUAAUCCUGCUAAAGAAGCGCUACAACCUGCGGCAGUACAGCUCGGUGGCCAUGAUCACGGCGGGCAUUGUUCUGUGCACCCUGGUCUCCAGCGGCGAUGUCAAGGACAAUACGCACCAUACGCUGCGGGUGGAGACGGCAUACUCGGACUUCUUCUGGUGGGCCGUGGGCAUUGGCCUGCUGACGAUUGCCCUGCUGGUGACCGCCUAUAUGGGGAUUUACCAGGAGGUGAUAUACAAGCGCUAUGGCAAGCAUCCAAACGAGGCGCUCUUCUACACGCACAUGCUGCCGCUGCCUGGAUUCCUGGUGAUGGCCAGCAACAUUGUCCAGCACUUUGGCAUUGCUUUGUCCUCCGAACCGGUGGCUGUUCCUCUGCUCGGUGCCAUCGGCUUAGAGUGGAAGUUCCCUUUGAUGCUGUUCUAUUUGCUGUGCAAUGUGGUCACCCAGUAUGUGUGCAUUAGCGCCGUUUAUGUGCUGACCACCGAGUGUGCCUCGCUGACCGUCACCCUGGUGGUCACGCUGCGCAAGUUCGUCUCCCUGCUGUUCUCCAUCAUCUAUUUCCGGAAUCCCUUCACCCUGAACCACUGGCUGGGCACCGUUUUGGUCUUCUUUGGCACCAUACUCUUUGCCAACGUGAUCAACCAGGUGCGCGAUGCCUACAAGGCGCGUUCGGGCGGCAAGGGUCGCUUCGACACGGCUCCGCCGCCAAAGAAGGUGGAGUAAUCAUCUCCCGGUAGCUGCUGCUGAGGCCAUUAGCCAUUAAUUUAUAGUCUGUAAAGCCUUGUUUGUAUAUAAAAUAAGUUUUAAUUCGGAAUACGCUUAGUCUUAGCCAAGCUCCCGUCUCAAGUCUGUGGCUUAAUGUUGUUUUACCUUUGUCCGUCUCAAGUUUAUAUAUUUAAUGUCUUUUGCAAAUGGUUGUUUAUUGAGUUUGUUGUUUAUAAAAUGUCCUAAAGUGUGUAAUGUACAGAGUUUGUCCAAAGCUUUAACAGGGAGAGUAUGCCAAAGGGAUACUCAUUUUUUUCUAGGCCAUAAAAUUUAUAUACUUUCGAUUUUUGCUAAAAUAAAUCAAUAAAAAUUU
Drosophila kikkawai is the source of this 1856-nucleotide messenger RNA. RefSeq names its product ER GDP-fucose transporter (gene Efr). Gene Ontology annotation, molecular function: UDP-N-acetylglucosamine transmembrane transporter activity; UDP-xylose transmembrane transporter activity. The record is from RefSeq and is a predicted model, not a curated record. Gene Ontology annotation, cellular component: endoplasmic reticulum membrane; Golgi membrane. Gene Ontology annotation, biological process: transmembrane transport. Lineage: Eukaryota; Metazoa; Arthropoda; Insecta; Diptera; Drosophilidae.